AACAGGUCAGCGUUUUUGGCAUCUGUUGUAUACUGCUACGUUGCGCUUAAGAUUUUCAAACUAGUCAGCCUUUUUGGCAUCUGUUGUUUCAUACUAUUUAAUCAUUAUACUCCGCGUUUAAGUUAUCAUUUACAGGCCUUCACUUGAAACACACAAAAGUUCCGCAGAUUAUCUCUGAAAGAUGUAUACAACAUUUCUACUUGUGUUGAUGCUGGUUGCUAGUUGUUCAGGAAAUGGUGGAGACACUAGAUGCACAAAAGCAAAUGGUUUUUGUUUCGACAUGAAUCAAGAGACUUGCCGCACCACUGAAAGUCCAAACUUGUGUUGUGGGGCACAACGAUCUUGCUGUAUAAACGACUGUCAAAAUGAUGUUGCUUGCACGUGUGAAGAUGAAUGUUCCGAGGGUAGCUCUCAAAGUGGAACCUGUUGCGAUGGUAAAAAAUGUUGUAGAGACACAUGUAAUGAUGAUUGGUGUGCAGAUGCAGGAGGAGUAUGUGACAGCUCAUGUGGAGGACAAACCCCUCAUCAAGUAGGCGAUUGUUGUGGUGGAAAUAAGUGCUGUAACCAGGAUCAACCAUGUGAGGAACUUGGUGGAACUUGCCAAUUUGCAAGUGAAGACAAUUGUAAUGGUGGAUUUUUAAAUGGAUUUUGUGCGACACCAAAUCACAAAUGCUGUAAACUCUGUGGACAUGAAUGUGGGGGAACGUGCAAACCGAGUAAUCAGUGUGCUGGAACAGACAUGGGUCAAAGCUCAUGUUGUAAGAACAAUAAAUGUUGCGUGGAAUAAAAUCCACUGUCAAAAGAUGAAGAACCAAGAAAAAAAAAGACAUUCCAUGAAGAGUAAAUCGAAGAUAAAUAUGAAGAAUAAACUAUCACAAAACUGA
This is a messenger RNA of Mytilus trossulus (common blue mussel), 884 nucleotides long. RefSeq names its product keratin-associated protein 5-4-like. Lineage: Eukaryota; Metazoa; Mollusca; Bivalvia; Mytilida; Mytilidae. The coding region runs from base 182 to 787 and encodes 201 amino acids. The record is from RefSeq and is a predicted model, not a curated record. The transcript has 7 exons.